GCGCACGUGCCGUCGCUCAGCCCCCCCGGCCCGCCCCGCCCCGCCCACCACGUGCCCUCACUUAGUUCCUUGGCCCCGCCCAGCCUCGCCCCCGCACACGUGUUAUCACUCGCUCGGCCCCGCCCGCCGCACACUUGUGCUGUCACUCAGCCGGGUCCCGUCCCAGCAGUAGGCGCCGCUCCCGCCGGCCGGCCGGACACUCGGCCGGACCCCCACCGCCGGCCCAUGGACGCCGCGCUUCUCCUCGCCCUCGGGCUGCUGGCCCAGAGUGUGUGCCUGUCACUGGGGGUCCCCGGGCUGAGGAGGCCCCGCACCCUGUACCCCUGGCGCCGAGCGCCCACGCAGGGCCGUGUGCGGAGAGCCUGGGUCAUCCCUCCCAUCAGCGUGUCCGAGAACCACAAGCGCUUGCCCUUCCCCCUGGUGCAGAUCAAGUCUGACAAGCAGCAGGCGGGCGGCGUCAUCUACAGCAUCCAGGGGCCCGGCGUGGACGAGGAGCCCCAGGGCGUCUUCUCCAUAGACAAGUUCACCGGCAGGGUUUUCCUGAACGCCCUGCUGGACCGAGAGAAGACCGACCGCUUCAGGCUCAGGGCCUUCGCUCUGGACCUGGGGGGGGCCACCCUGGAGGAGCCCACAGAUCUGGAGAUCGUGGUUGUGGACCAGAAUGACAACCGGCCGGUCUUCAGGCAGGAGGUGUUCACUGGCCAGGUGCUGGAAGGCGCUGUCCCAGGUACCUUGGUGACCAGGGCGGAGGCCACAGACGCGGACGACCCGGAGACGGACAACGCGGCCCUCCGGUACUCGAUCCUGGAGCAGGGGGGCCCCCAGCUCUUCAGCAUCGACGCGCUCUCAGGGGACAUCCGCACGGUGCAAGUGGGCCUGGACCGCGAGGUGGUCGCCGUGUACAACCUGACCCUGCAGGUGGCAGACAUGUCUGGAGACGGGCUCACGGCCACCGCCUCCGCUGUCAUCACGCUCCAGGAUGUUAAUGACAACGCCCCCGAGUUCACUGGGGAAGAGUUCUUCCUGGAGGCCGCCGAGGCCGUCAGCGGCGUGGACGUGGGGCGGCUUGAGGUGGAGGACCGGGACCUGCCCGGCUCCCCCAACUGGGCGGCCAGGUUCACCAUCUUGGAGGGGGACCCUCAGGGGCACUUCGCCAUCCGCACGGACCCCAGGACCAACGAGGGCGUGCUGUCCGUGGUGAAGCCCCUGGACUAUGAGAGCUGCGAGCGGUACACCCUCAACGUGGCGGUGCAGAACGAGGCCCCCCUGCAGGCGGCCGCCCCCAGGGCGGAGCGGGGCCAGGCCAGGGUCAGCGUGCAGGUGCGGGAUGUCAACGAGCCCCCCGUGUUCCGGGAGAACCCGCUGAGGGCCAGCCUGGCGGAGGGGGCAGCGCCGGGAACCCCCGUGGCCACCUUCUCUGCCCGAGACCCUGACACGCAUCAGCCGCAGAGGCUCAGCUACUCCAAGGACUACGACCCUGAAGACUGGCUGCACGUGGACGGGGCCACUGGCCAGGUCCAGACCCAGCGUGUGCUCAGCCCCGCGUCCCCCUUCCUCAAGGGUGGCUGGUAUCGCGCCGUCAUCCUGGCCCAAGACGAUGCCUCACCACCCAGCACGGCCACUGGGACCCUGUCCAUUGAGGUCCUGGAGGUCAACGACCACGCCCCCGAGCUGUCCCCGCCUUGGGGCAGCCUGUGCAGCACACCAGACCAGGGCUCCGGCCUUCUCCUGGGGGCCACGGAUGAGGACCUCCCCCCCCACGGGGCCCCCUUCCACUUCCAGCUGAGCCCCAGGGUUCCAGAGCUGGCCCGGAACUGGAGCCUCAGCCCUGUGAACGUGAGCCAUGCACGCCUGCAGCUGCGGCACCAGGUCCAGGAGGGUCUGUACCGCCUCAGCCUGCUGCUUCGGGACUCAGGACAGCCGCCGCAGCAGCGCGAGCAGCCGCUGAACGUGACCGUGUGCCGCUGUGGCCAGGACGGCACCUGCCUGCCAGGAGCCGCUGCGCUGCGGGCGGGCGGCGCCGGCAUCAGCCUGGGGGCCCUGGUCAUCGUGCUGGCCAGCGUCAUCCUGCUGCUCUUGCUCGCCCUGCUGGUGGCCCUCCUGGCGCGGUCCCGGCAGCAGUCGUGGGACAAGGGGCUUCUGCACGGGCUGCAGGACGACCUCCGGGACAACAUCCUCAACUACGAUGAGCAGGGGGGCGGGGAGGAGGACCAGGAUGCCUAUGACAUGGACCAACUGCGCCACCCAGAAGAGCUGGCGGCCCUGAGCGCCCCCCUAGGAAGGCCGCUGAUGCGCCGAGAUGCCCCGUUUGGCCGAGCGCGCCCCCAGGCUCCCCGUGCGCUGCCCACCAGCCCCACUGACAUCGCUGACUUCAUCCUCGAUGGCUUGGAGGCUGCAGACAGUGACCCCAGCGUCCCCCCCUACGACACGGCUCUCAUCUACGACUACGAGGGGGACGGCUCUGUGGCCGGGACGCUGAGCUCCAUCCUGUCCAGCCUGGGCGACGAGGACCAGGACUACAGCUGCCUCCAGGACUGGGGCCCCCGCUUCGCCCGGCUGGCCGAUUUGUACGGGCCCCCGUGAAGGUGCCGGGGACGUGGCUUUCGGAUGGACCUGUACCCUCCUUGCUCAGGGCACUUCCUCCCCAUCCAGAGGGCACACCACAGGGGUCCAAGUGGACACGCUGGACUGGGCUGUGUGGCCAGAAGGGUCAGCUGACCUCUGCACAGGCAGACAGGGCACCAGGUCUGUGGUGUGGGUGGGUGGCCUGUGGCGUAGGCCAGCAGCUACAGCUCCGAUUCAGGAACUUCCAUAUGCCUUGGAUGCGACAAAAA
Messenger RNA from Phacochoerus africanus (Common warthog), 2834 nucleotides. RefSeq names its product cadherin 15 (gene CDH15). The record is from RefSeq and is a predicted model, not a curated record. Gene Ontology annotation, cellular component: plasma membrane; adherens junction; catenin complex. The coding region runs from base 226 to 2583 and encodes 785 amino acids. Gene Ontology annotation, biological process: multicellular organism development; cell morphogenesis; homophilic cell-cell adhesion. Lineage: Eukaryota; Metazoa; Chordata; Mammalia; Artiodactyla; Suidae. Gene Ontology annotation, molecular function: cadherin binding; calcium ion binding. The transcript is spliced from 14 exons.